ACCUGGGACAGCACCGUCGACGCCGCACUAUCAUCAUUAUUCCCCACGGAUGUGUCCUCCGCCAGACGAGCUCACGGCUACUGUUCUGGCUGCUAUACAAACUUUGCCGGCGCCUCGAAAAGCGAGCUGGUUGCUCGAGCAUGCGUUGGAGAUGAUCGAGAGUGGACGAUACGGAGAAGACGUCGAGCGGUAUCUGGAUGUGUAUCUCAGAACGCGGGGAGCAUCGGGCGAGGGAGCGGCGAGGGCUUUAGUGGCGAGAGGCAAGGCGCGGAGAGAGGCGGGCCAGAGACUAUUAACGAAUGCUGAACGCGAUUUCCAAGCUGCGUCUAAGGUGGAUCCUUCGAAUCGAGAGGUACAGACACAUCUGCGAGGUCAUAACCUCAUCGCGUUCUCACAUGCCCCCGCCUACAAACGCGUCCCCCCGGAGAUCUGGGAACGCAUAGCACACUUCAUCCCACGUUUCCACCUCCGCACCUGGCUCUCCGUCUCGCCCUUCUAUCGCGACAUCGCAUCGCACGUCAUCUUCCAGACAGUCGAUCUCUAUUUCGGAGAGGACCAGGAGAGUCUGCAUCGUGGGCUGGAUGUAUUUGAUCGGGUGAAGGCGGAUCCGAAGUUUGCGAGGAGGAUAAGGACGUUGAGGUUGCAUUGGGCGUAUGAGGAGGGAGAUAUCUUGGACUUGAUGAGUCGAAUAUUUCGGAAUGCUCUUCCGGACUUCAAGGCUCUUCGAGAGUUUGAGUGGAUCGGAUAUCCAGAGCUGCAGGCAGACAUGGUCAAAACCAUCCUUCACACCCACCCCAAUCUCGACAAACUCGGCCUCAUCGGGUGGCACUUCGACGCCGUCGGCGUCUCCGCCUUCAAACGGCUCAGCAAAUUCACGCUCAGGGCGGAGGACGACGACGGCUUCGCGGACAUGGGCGAGGUCCGCACCGUCCUCGACGCUAACGCGAGCACCCUCACACACCUCACGCUUGGCGCCUACCUCCAACGAAAUCACUCCUGGGACACCGCCUUCCAAUCCACCACCAUCGCGAACCUCACGCACCUCGACCUCGUCGACACGCGGAUCUCGCACUUUGUGCUCUCGCGGAUCGCGCACGCGCCGAGGCUGCAGAGCCUCACUUUGCAUGGGACGUUCGAGCAACCUGGGGCGGCGGCGGUCGUGUUCGGGAGCGAUCAUGUGAUUGAGGGGAGACAUACUUUUUUGCCGUAUUUGGAGGCGUUUAGGUUCGUGCUCGUGGGGCAUGACGAUGAGUUGGCGCUGUGGAGGGCCGUUACGGGAUUUUUGAGGGGUAGGAGAGAGUUGAGGAGGCUGGAUCUCGGGGGGUGUCCGUGGGAGUGGGUGUUGGGAUUGUUGAAGGAGAGGGGGUUGGAGGGGUUGAGGGUGUUGAGGGUUAGGAUACCAGGGUUGUCGGGACAGACUGUGCAGGCGUUGGUGGAGAGUUUGCCGCAGGAGAUGGUCGCGGUGCAUCUGAGUACGGCGGUUUGGGAGAAACCUUUGCACGAAUACGCACAUUACUUCCGACGUUUCACCCAGCUGUCCAUGCUCCACCUCAGCGGUUCCUCAAAACGACGUCCGCAGCCCUCGCUCAUGUCAGACAAAGAAUUCCAAGUUCAAUCCGAUAUCUGGAACUCUUCCGCGCGGAGAAUAGCCAUCGAACUUUCCUCGUUGAACUUUGUGGGCUGGCACGGCGAACACUAUGUCGUCGUGCGUUCUGGGUCUAGCAUAGGGUCGGCGCCAGGGUCAGGAUCGGGGCGCGGGAAGAGUGUAGUGGAGUUGAAGGAACUGCCGGCGAGACGGAGGUUGGAUUGUGGGAAGGGUGUGAAUCUGGGGACGGAGGAUGCGAUGUGGAUGGAGAGAAAGGAUGUGCCGAUAGAUUAUGAGAUGUCGGGGCUGGAGAUGUAGGUUGUUCGUCAGACGUAGUCGGAGCCUUUCUAUCUCGUUUUGUUUGUUAUUCGGUGCUGUCGGCGCACAGAUUAUACCUUGG
Stereum hirsutum FP-91666 SS1 is the source of this 1985-nucleotide messenger RNA. RefSeq lists its product as uncharacterized. The coding region runs from base 50 to 1903 and encodes 617 amino acids. NCBI's taxonomy places the organism in Eukaryota, Fungi, Basidiomycota, Agaricomycetes, Russulales, Stereaceae. The transcript has 7 exons. The record is from RefSeq and is a predicted model, not a curated record.